Messenger RNA from Catharus ustulatus (Swainson's thrush), 431 nucleotides. RefSeq names its product cytochrome c oxidase assembly factor 4 homolog, mitochondrial. The transcript has a single exon. Gene Ontology annotation, biological process: mitochondrial respiratory chain complex IV assembly. Bases 101 to 358 code for a protein of 85 amino acids. The record is from RefSeq and is a predicted model, not a curated record. Gene Ontology annotation, cellular component: mitochondrial intermembrane space. Lineage: Eukaryota; Metazoa; Chordata; Aves; Passeriformes; Turdidae.
CCAUGGGGGAUUGGGCACCCUGGGGAGGUGAGGGCGGGGGCGUGGUGAGGGCUCCGGGUGCCCCCGAAGGACACCGGCCCCCUGUCGUGCCCAGCUCCCCAUGGCGAAGGCCGGGCACGCCUGGAGCCGCGCGGCGGCGGCGGAGCAGGGCGAGGCGGAGGAGGGCGAGGAUCCCCUGGAUGCCAUGAUCGCGCGGACCGGGUGCCUGGAGCAGCACCGGCAGCUGCAGGAGUGCAUGGCGGAGCGGCAGGACUGGCGGCACUGCCAGGCGCAGCUCCGCGCCUUCGGAGCCUGCAUGGCACAGCGGCAGCAGCAGCAGCAGCAGCGGGGGCCGAUCCCAGCCCGGCCCACGGACUGACUGACACCCCCCGUUUGGGGUUUAUUUCUGUACCUGCGGAAUUGUUGGGAAAUUAAAGCAGGAAUUUGGCAUC